This is a messenger RNA of Limulus polyphemus (Atlantic horseshoe crab), 2772 nucleotides long. RefSeq lists its product as uncharacterized. The coding region runs from base 785 to 2437 and encodes 550 amino acids. The transcript has 2 exons. The record is from RefSeq and is a predicted model, not a curated record. NCBI's taxonomy places the organism in Eukaryota, Metazoa, Arthropoda, Merostomata, Xiphosura, Limulidae.
UGAAUUAACGCAUCAGUAAAUAUUGUUACUCUUAUAACUUAAGAGUUGUCGUUGAAUACGAGGCGUGCCCGUGAUUCUGUACAUGUCUAUGUUUUGUAAGGUUGUGGGUCAGACGGCCAUCUAGACUAUAUCGUAACCUAUGGCCUUCGGAUAUUCUAUUGUUAUUAAGGUUUCUUUAAGUGUUUCUGUCCGCUACACUUAGUGCGCAUGCUCUUUUUUUACCAUUCUCAACUUUUUCUAACCCAUGCAAAUACCUUAUUAGCCGCAAGGUAUCUAGCUCGGGGACUCCCACCACACCAUUGGCUAACCAGAACAGGUUUUUGCGGUAUUCCGCACGCGCGAUGGCCUAGUAAUUGUUAGAGACUAGCGCAGCCUUGCGUAAGACUCGCGAGUUAUAUCUAUGCGUUUAUGCUACCGCUUUGCAAAACAAGUUGUUCUAACGUGAGGAGUGGAGAUGAGUGCUCGUUGCACCGUUGAUGGAAGUUAUGCAGGAAUCUGGCCUUUAAAUGCCAGUACUUGAACAUGCCGACAUGAUACCGUUAGACAGGAAUUAACAACGAACCUUAGACGCGAAAGCAAGCCAGUUUUUCCUAGGACUGAGGUUGAAUAUAAUCGAUUUUUAGAAAUUCGGGGUGAUCUCGCACUAUCGCCGAACAUCUUCUAAUUGUAGGAAUUAGAAUUGUACGUUUUUGUUUUUAUUCUUGUACUUUGUUCGAUUUACGUGUCGUCAUUUUUUCUUUGUGCUUCAGUUACUGGAUUGUGAUUGCGAAUUAUAUCACCAGACAUGAAACUACUCGAUGAAAUAUUUGAAGGAACUGCAGACUUUGUAGGUAAAUCCCCUGUGGAAGGACCUUUGACGGAGGUGUCUCUACAGCGGUGCCUAAAAUCGCUGCCCAUGUUCUCGGAAGAGCUCCAAUUAGAACAAUUACAUCCCACGUGGAACGUGCAAUUUAAUGGACAGUGUCUGACCGCUUCCUGCAACAAGCUAGGUUCCUACGAAAUUCAGAGAGUGGAUGUGAAAAAUGUAGUACACUGUCAUUUGCCGAAGGAAUCUUCGAGAACAAUAGUAUGGGUGGUUACAGGCGUAGGUAGAGAAGAGGCAAAAGAAGCUUGGGUUUGGAGAUGUGCAAUGGAAAAGGAUGUCGUCCAGUUGUAUCACAUGUUCCAGGAGAUGGUAGAAAAGUGGAAAGACAUUAAUGUCCCCGAUUAUGGCCCUAAAAAAAGAGAGAAUGGGGACAAUACAAGUUUUCUCGUUGCUGAAGGAUUAAGCUUUAAAAAGUCUGUGGACCAGCCCAAGACAGUAAGACCCGCAGGAUGUCCACAUAUCAAAAUAACGCUUAUUUCACAGACGGAAGAGGACGAAAAAUUAAUUGCUGUUAACGAUCCGGAUUCUACAAUCCCUGGAAAACAUCGAGAGUCUCACCAAAAUUCCAAUGUUCCAACAACAGAAGAAAAGCCCAAAGUGCCACCUCGAACCAGGAAGAAAACACCGCCGCCACGACCUCCAAGAGGGGUCACGAAACAAGGAAUAUCUAAAUCUAGUCAGACAGCAGAAAAACUUAAAACAUCUAACCCGCCAACUUGGGUUCAAGAGCAAACCUUCAAUGACGUUAGAGAAAACAAAGGUUUGAUAGAGGUCCCCGCUGAGGUAGAAGACUCGACGAAAAACGUAAACCGGGAAGUUCUGGUAGCUGUAACGCGUUCAAGUCGUGACCGCAAGCCUAUAUCGACACGACAACGCGAGCCUGCCAAACUUUUGGUCUCACGUCCCGACGAAAAACAACGGGAGUCCUCCAGGGUCAGUCGUGGCUUGUCUCCUCAUCGAUCUGCCGGUGAAGUUUCUUUGGGAAGACUAGUAAGAAAUCUUCUAGGAGCCGAUACUUCGAAUCACUCCAAUCCAGAGGCAGUAAAAUCUAUUGAAUGUCAUCUCAACAGACAGAGGAAUAGAAGCAGUUUGGCAAUUCGUGAUGGUUACUUGUGGCAUCAGGAGUCGUGGAGGGAUGGCAACAGCAACAACCGGAUUGCUGUGCCAUAUACAAGGUGGAUGAAUAAAGCAGGAAGUGGUGAUCCACAGAUCCAUUGUGGCGUGCUAAAAAAAGUGUUUGGGAACAAAUCCCCAAAUGGCGUAACAGACAGCAAGAUGUACGUGUCAAGUGAGUACCCCAGCUCUGGCUCUCGUCUGGAGCUUUUGGAAGGUUCUCCAAUUUUGUUGGAUCAGUUAAAAUCGAAGAAAUUCAAAAAUGUGGGUUUUCAGUCUCGUGCUUCUCACUUAAUCAGAUGUGGGUCCCUGACAAGCGACGAGUCCGAUAACGGGCUAGAAACCAAGCCAAAGUCAGUGUUAAAGAAGCCGAAAUCUUUCAGCGGUGAUGGUUCUCACGAAUCCAAAAAGAAUGUGACUUUUAACACUAUGACUACAGUCCAAGUUAUGGAAGAGUGAAACGAUAUUAUUUAAGUGGGUGUGAAACUAGUGUGAAAAACUAAUAUCCUCUCAUCGAAUCUAGUCGGAUUUUUGUGCAAACGGAUAGAAUUGUCAGUCUAAAGUACGGAUCAAGUGAAGUGAAUUAAAAAAAAAAAACUAAUGUAAGGAUGAAAGUGUUUCCUCUUCGGUAGUUUGUAAGUGUGAACAAUGUUAUAUUAUAUUCCACGUGCAGAGCGAGCGGUGCUUUUCCAGUAAAUAUUUCAUACUUCUAUAUAAUGCCAGUUAAUUCGUUCGAUUGAUAUGAAUGGUAUGUUUAAGCAACACAUGUUUUUCGUUUAAGCAACACGUGUUUU